Molecule: messenger RNA, 780 nt
Organism: Penicillium olsonii
Lineage: Eukaryota; Fungi; Ascomycota; Eurotiomycetes; Eurotiales; Aspergillaceae
Source: the annotation of a GenBank genome assembly
AUGCCUUAUACAACAGCAGAUAUUCCUUCGGACAGGCAUAUUUCAUCGUCCCCUCCACAGUGCAAAACCCGCUCAGAUCCCAAAGGCUGCGACAGUAGCCUGUCUACUAAAGAUUGUCGAGCCCUUUCAUGGGGGGAUAUGAUAGCACCGCUGAGCAUUUUGACUCAAGAUAUGACGGAUGUCCCGAUUAUCGAUAUAGACACGUGGGUGUGCCGGCCGAUUGAAGAGCGCAAGAAGGAGACGGAACGAAAGGGGAAGGUUCCGCGACCUAUGAACUCCUUCAUGCUGUACCGUUGGGCGUAUGCAGGGCGCAUCAAAAGAUGUUCACGCCAACGUAGCGCCCAAGUGGUCUCAUCGAUUGCGGGAAAGAGCUGGCAUCAGGAACCACAAAAUAUCCGAGAGAAAUACCAGAGACUAGCUCAGCUUGAGCGUGAAAGCCACGCCUCAGCAUACCCAGACUACAAGUUCAAACCGAGGUCGCGAAAAAGGUCAUCUGUGGCCGAGCCUGCUACAGACCUUCAAGUUUAUGGGCAUUAUGAAAACAACGCAUUUGAAUGGUCUUCCGUUCAUGGUUUCCAAAUCACCACCCCAUGCCCUAUCAAUGAUCCCUCUUGGGGCUUUUAUGCUGAAGGCAUGCGGAACUACUUUGUCGCUGGUAUGGGAGAGUGCUUUGAAGGAGGGAAUUCCGGUGACUUGUUCGGGAUCCCUGGUUCUGGGCAUUACAGCUUGAUGUGCCCUGGGCCAAUCGAAUUCCUACCCAGCAUCUUCGCCCAGUGGUAG